AUGCAAAAAGACCAAACUAGUAACGCUCCUGGUAGUAAUCAUAUCCAACCCUUCACACCACGUAUUAACUGCAUAUGUUGUAUUGGUGCUGGUUACGUUGGUGGACCAACCUGUGCUGUCAUUGCUCUCAAAUGCCCUGAAAUUCAGGUCUUGAUUGUCGAUAAAAACCAAGACCGAAUUAACGCUUGGAAUGGCGAAACUUUACCAAUCUACGAGCCUGGCUUAGAUGAAAUAGUAAAACAUUGCCGCGGCAGAAAUUUGUUUUUUUCAACUGAUAUCGACGCAGGUAUUCGGGAUGCCCAGCUGAUAUUUAUUUCGGUUAAUACCCCAACAAAAACAUAUGGUAUAGGAAAGGGUCGCGCAACAGAUUUGCAAUUUGUGGAAGCUGCUGCUAGACAUAUAGGGCAGAUUGCAACUGGUAAGAAAAUUAUUGUAGAGAAAAGCACUGUGCCAGUAAAAGCUGCAGAAAGUAUCGCGAAAAUCCUGUACUCUAAUAUCGAUGACAAUGUUUCCUUCGAGGUUUUAUCGAAUCCAGAAUUUUUAGCUGAAGGCACUGCUAUUAAUGAUCUACUGCAACCAGAUCGUGUGUUAAUAGGCGGUAGCCAAACUGAUCCUGGCAUUGAAGCUAUAAACCAACUAGCUUGGGUAUACGAACAUUGGGUUCCGCCAUCCAAAGUACUUAGGACAAAUGUUUGGUCUUCAGAAUUAUCGAAACUGGCUUCUAAUGCGUUUUUGGCCCAAAAAGUAUCGAGUAUAAAUGCCGUAAGUGCAAUUUGCGAAGCAACAGGCGCAGACAUUUCAGAUGUAGCACAUUCUAUUGGAUUGGAUAAACGGAUUGGUUCGAAGUAUCUUCAAGCUAGUAUUGGAUUCGGUGGUAGCUGUUUUCAAAAGGACGUAUUGAGUCUAACUUAUAUUUGUGAAGCAUUAAACUUAACAGAAGUUGCUGAUUAUUGGCAUCAAGUUGUUGUCAUGAAUAACUAUCAAAAGAAAAGAUUUGCUCGGAAAAUUAUCCAAUGUCUUUUUCAUACUGUAUCUAAUAAAAGAAUCGCAAUAUUUGGAUUUACUUUUAAGAAAGAUACUGCGGACACUAGAGAGUCAUCAAGCAUUUAUGUAGGAAAAUAUUUAAUGGAUGAAGAAGCACGCCUGGUUGUUUAUGAUCCAAAAGCUGAUAAAGGCCAAAUAAUUAGCGAUCUCCGGGAGGUUUCUUCUCAAGAUCCGCAACGUGUAGAUAGACUUGUUUCCGUUAUAAACGACCCAUACGAUGCUGCUAAAGACGCCCAUGCCAUCGUUAUCUGCACUGAAUGGGACGAAUUCAAGGCAUUAGAUUACGAAAAGAUUUAUAAUUCAAUGUACAAGCCAGCGUAUAUUUUCGAUGGUAGAAUUAUCUUGGAUCAUGCAGCUUUACUUCGUAUUGGCUUUCAUGUAGAAGUAGUUGGAAAAGUUAUGAAGAAACCAGUUAAUGACCUUACACCAUUUUAA
Molecule: messenger RNA, 1479 nt
Organism: Trichoplax adhaerens
Lineage: Eukaryota; Metazoa; Placozoa; Uniplacotomia; Trichoplacea; Trichoplacidae
Exons: 14
Coding region: 1-1479 (492 amino acids)
Biological process (GO): glycosaminoglycan biosynthetic process
Cellular component (GO): nucleus; cytosol
Molecular function (GO): UDP-glucose 6-dehydrogenase activity; NAD binding
Source: RefSeq, a predicted model, not a curated record